CGCUGAGUGGUCACAAUGAUCGACAAGUUUGUAUCGAUUGAACAAGCCAAUAACAAUCUCAGCAACUACAGUAUACAAUUAAAUCGAUGGUUUUUGAAACCAAUAGGUGCAUGGCCUCCAUCUCCGUCCACUACAAAACUCGAAAAAAUUAUUUCUUUUGUUUUAAUUAUUUGUUGUUAUUCCUCCAUAUGUUUCACCGUGAUCCCUUGCCUAUUGCACGUGAUCUUAGAAGAUGAAAGUUUCCGUGACAAACUGAAAGUGCUUGGUCCACUGAGUCAUUGGUUCAUAGGUGGCAUUAAUUAUACCACAUUGUUACUACGGAGCAAAGAGAUACGGUAUUGUAUAGAACACAUGCAAAAAGAUUGGAGGAUCGUGACAAGAACAGAGGAUCAACAAAUAAUGAUGAAACACGCGAAGAUAGGCCGUUACAUAGCUGUAUUUAGCGCCGCUUUCAUGCAAGGUGGUGUUUUAUCCAAUUGCGCAGUGACAGCAUUCUCCACGCAAACCAUUGAGAUCGGUAAUGUGACUAAAACCAUACAUAUGAUACCUUGUACAGCAUACAAAAAAUUGAUCGCGGUCGAUACAAGUCCCACAAAUGAGAUUGUUAUUGCAUCGCAAUUUGUGUCCGGAUUCAUCGUGAAUUCAAGUGCAGUUGGAGCUGUCAGUAUCGCAGCUGUAUUUGCAGCUCAUGCCUGCGGCCAAUUAAGCCUUCUAAUGGUAUGGAUUCGUGAAUUUGUGGAUCGUUCGAAAAAAAUUCACGAUAAAAAUAUUGGAUUGGACAAGAUAGGCAAAAUCGUUCGACAUCAUCUCAGGAUUUUGAGUUUUGUAACAGGUAUCGAAAAUGUAAUGAGUGGAAUAUGUUUCAUGGAAUUGUUCAAAUGUACUAUAAACAUAUGCAUGCUUGGAUAUUAUAUUCUUACGGCAUGGAGUGUUCAUGAUAUUCAGAAUCUAGUCGUAUUUUUAGUAAUACUUCUCUCUAUGAUUUUCAAUAUUUUUAUAAUAUGUUAUAUUGGUGACAUAUUAACAGAACAGUGCAAAAUGAUUGGUGAAGCGGUUUAUAUGACAAACUGGUAUUACUUACCGGGAAAAGAUAUAUUGAAUUUAAUACAGAUCAUUUUAAGAUCCAGCAUGGUGAUUAAGAUCACUGCUGGUAAGCUAGUUCACAUGUCGAUAUACACCUUUGGUAAUGUGAUGAAAACUGCUUUCGCUUAUUUAAAUCUAUUGCGUCAAGUGACAUAACAAAAUGCACUUGUAAUUCUAUACAUAAACUUGUAAGAUUUAGAGAUAAAGAUUAAUACAUAUAUCAUA
Molecule: messenger RNA, 1308 nt
Organism: Apis laboriosa (Himalayan honeybee)
Lineage: Eukaryota; Metazoa; Arthropoda; Insecta; Hymenoptera; Apidae
Exons: 5
Coding region: 16-1239 (407 amino acids)
Biological process (GO): detection of chemical stimulus involved in sensory perception of smell; sensory perception of smell
Cellular component (GO): plasma membrane
Molecular function (GO): olfactory receptor activity; odorant binding
Source: RefSeq, a predicted model, not a curated record